This is a messenger RNA of Ochotona curzoniae (black-lipped pika), 1071 nucleotides long. RefSeq names its product UDP-glucuronosyltransferase 1A9-like. The transcript has a single exon. Gene Ontology annotation, molecular function: UDP-glycosyltransferase activity. The record is from RefSeq and is a predicted model, not a curated record. NCBI's taxonomy places the organism in Eukaryota, Metazoa, Chordata, Mammalia, Lagomorpha, Ochotonidae. The coding region runs from base 133 to 1032 and encodes 299 amino acids.
UGUUUUAUUUAUUUAUUUUUUAACUGGAAGAACACUCGUCACUUCCUGCAGAGGGUUUGUGUGUGUCUUCUGCCGACUGUGAACUGAGCUUGGAAUUGAAGCAGGUGCAUUGCUCGGGGCUGCGAUUUGGUGAUGGCUCCUGCAGUUGUGGCCAGCAUCCUUCCUCUCUGUGUGUGCUUGCUGCUGGUACCUGGCAUAGGCCAGGCAGACAAGCUGCUGGUGGUUCCUGUGGAUGGAAGCCACUGGCUCAGCAUGCGCUCGGUGGUAGAGAAGCUCAUCCAGAGAGGACAUGAGUUGGUUGUAGUUGUGCCAGAAGUGAGUUGGCAGCUGGGACAGUCCCUGAAUUGCACAGUGAAGAGGUAUGCGACUUCUCACACCCUGGAAGAUCUGAAUCGUGAGUUCAAGGAUUUUGCCAACACUCAGUGGAAAAUGAAGGAGAGUGGAUUAUUUGGCUUUUUAAUGGGUUCUUCCAAAAAUGUUUUUGAACUCAUAUUUUCCCAUGGCAGGAGUUUAUUUAAAGACAAAAAUUUAGUUGAAUUCAUAAAGCAGAGUUCAUUUGAUGCAGUGUUAACGGACUCUUUUGAUAUGACCGGCCUAAUUGUUGCCAAAUAUUUUUCCCUGCCAUCUGUGGUCUUUACUAAGGCAGUGCUUUGCCACUAUCUUGAGGAAGCUACACAGAGUCCCUAUCCUCUGUCUUAUGUUCCCAGGGCUUUUGGGGUGUUCUCUGAUGCCAUGACCUUUGAGGAGAGAGUUUGGAACCAUUUUAUCCACUGGCAGGAGAGGUUACUUGGCCCCUACUUUUUCAAAACUGCCUUAGAAACUGCCGCUGAAGUUCUCCAGAAGCCUGUCACACUCUAUGACCUCUUCAGCCACACCUCAAUCUGGUUGUUAAGAACUGACUUUGUUUUGGAUUAUCCCAAACCUGUGAUGCCCAACAUGGUCUUCGUGGGUGGUACCAACUGCCAUCAGAGGAAACCUUUGUCAAAGGUCAGUGUUGUCUUCUGGUCAUCUCUAGAACAACAUCUGUUUUGAUAUUUUAGACAAUCAAAAUUUUCCCAAUACAGCUAAUUU